Molecule: messenger RNA, 1201 nt
Organism: Ipomoea triloba (trilobed morning glory)
Lineage: Eukaryota; Viridiplantae; Streptophyta; Magnoliopsida; Solanales; Convolvulaceae
Product: oligoribonuclease
Exons: 9
Coding region: 221-934 (237 amino acids)
Cellular component (GO): mitochondrion
Molecular function (GO): 3'-5'-RNA exonuclease activity; nucleic acid binding
Source: RefSeq, a predicted model, not a curated record
AAUGGGCCGAAAAAUCCGGCAAAAGUAAAACCGACUCACUAAUUGUAGUACAGUAUAAAACAGAAAUUAUCUGUCCAAAGAUUCGAAGCAUUCGACACUUCCGGCUCCGCUGCAUCUCUCCUCCGACGGCUUGGCUGGUGCUUGCAGGUAUUGAAGAGUCAGUGGUGAUCUCGUGGAUGUGAAUUAUCGGGGAGCUUAAUGUUCAGCUACUGCUUUGAAGAUGAAUGAACUCGCUAAUACCUUUUCGUUGCUGAAUUUGGAUGUUGCUGAUAGUCAAGAGGAUACAGCAGUAGUGUCCAAAGAAAAUGGAAAAGAAAAUAAAGAAGAAAACUGCUCAGGAGAGGUGACAAAGCUAAAAGAUGAUGAUAGCGGUGAGGAGUACAAGUUGCCGCUUGUAUGGAUUGACCUUGAAAUGACUGGUUUGAAUGUUGAAGUAGAUAGGAUAUUGGAGAUUGCUUGUGUGAUCACUAAUGGACAGUUAACCAAAUCAAUUGAGGGACCUGAUUUGGUCAUUCAUCAACCAAAGGAGUGUCUAGAUAAUAUGGGAGAAUGGUGUCAAGAGCAUCAUGCAGCAAGUGGUCUGACUGAAAAGGUGCUUGAAAGUACAAUCACUGUUAAAGAUGCUGAGAAUCAGGUUGUGGAAUUUGUGAAGAGAAAUGUUGGCACUUAUUCACCCCUCCUUGCUGGGAAUUCAGUUUAUGUUGAUUUCAUCUUCUUGAAGAAGUACAUGCCCGAUCUGGCUAGUCUUUUCUCUCAUGUACUUGUUGAUGUCAGUAGUGUCAAGGCAUUAUGCCUUCGGUGGUACCCCAGAGAUAACAAAAAGGCUCCUCGAAAGGAAAACAAGCAUAGAGCUAUGGAUGACAUUAAGGAGAGCAUAGCAGAACUCAAAUACUACAAGGAGCACAUUUUUAAAGCCUCCAAGUCUAGGAGGUAAUUAACUAAUUAUGUAAGGUUACCAUCUAUGCAAUGGCGAAAGAACGUAUGGUAUCGUGCGAUGUCCCUUCUCAGAAAUAUGGUAUUCCCUUCCCUGUAUAGUGGUACAGACGUCUUCACAUCGACCUCUCUAUAGCCGAUCGUGCUACUAUGCUUUGCUGUGGCAAUUGUACAAGACAUAACAUCAUUUCCCUGAUAUGCUGUAGUAUUUGUGCUGGUUGCUGCCAACAUUUGCUUUGCUAAAUUAUGAAUUUCAGAAUUUCACCAA